ACGGGAAGCGUCGGCCCCCAAAUCAUCACUGCCUGCAUCGUCUCGGCACGGCAUCCCGGGCCGCCGCCUCCUCGUGUCUCGGCAUAAAUCUGCGGCCUCCAUCCGUCCGGCGGCUGCUCCGAUCACAGUACCAGCGCUAGGCCUAGGGUUUGGUGGUCUCAAGCGGACCGAGAACAUGGAAAGGGAGCGCAACGCCGCCACCGCUGGUGCUGGCCGCUGGGAGGCGCCGGACGGGGUGAUCGUGCUGCCCGUGGGGUCGGCGGCGCCGCAGCAGGGCCGCCAAAAGGAGCACCAGUACCAGCAGAGAAAGCGUGAGAUGGAGCGGGAGCGGGAGCAGCAGGACCCGGGGGCGAGGGAGGGGGUUUUGGGGCUGGACCCGCAGCCGCCAGAGAAGGUGUACUACAAGACGAGGCUGUGCGAGAAGUUCGAGGCGGGCAAGUGCGCGUACGAGGGUGGGUGCACCUUCGCGCACGGCUCCGAGGAGUUGCGGCCGCCGCUGCCGCUGCCCCUGCUGACCUCGCUCGUCCGACGGAAGUCGCCGCUGCCGUCGUCGUCGCCAGGUGCCGCUGCCAGCAGCCCCCACGGUGGGUACUGCGUUAGGGUGUGCUUCGAGUUCAGGGACACGGGGGCCUGCCACCGUGGGGAUAGGUGCGCCUUCGUCCACGCUUCCACGACAGAGAUGCCCUUUCCUGGGGGGCCAAGGUCUAUGGAGUAUGCUCUGAGGAAUUCGUCGUCGUAUGCAAAGGCGUACUCGCCGGGGUCCACGGCCGCCGCGUACCGUAACAGCAGCAGCACCAGCACCAGCAACUAUGCACCGGCUACCACAAGGGCGUUCCAAUCCGUUUCUGCCGACGCGGCCGGAGAGGGCGGUUGCAAGGCCACCCGUCUGGAGCUCCUUGGUCGCAAGAAGAUGAACGACAUCUACGGCGACUGGCCGGAACAGGACUGAGAGCGCGUACCAUGCAUCACCUGCUCGAUCGAAGCUACCAUGUCUACCUUCCUGCCUUUGAUCACCGUGAUCGACAACAUCCAGAAUAAUGAACUGAACAAUCUGAUGUUUCGAUUUGAACUUAUUUGAACAUAUUGUGCUUGUUCUUUGUUUCCUGCUGAAUCCCUGCCUGUAAUCCGUCUGAUCAGACCUCUGCAUUCCUGCCACCAUUUCUACUUUCAAUAAUUUGAAGUGCUGUGCUGUUGCUU
Messenger RNA from Zea mays, 1197 nucleotides. RefSeq names its product Zinc finger CCCH domain-containing protein 1. Gene Ontology annotation, molecular function: metal ion binding; mRNA binding. The record is from RefSeq and is marked validated. NCBI's taxonomy places the organism in Eukaryota, Viridiplantae, Streptophyta, Magnoliopsida, Poales, Poaceae.